UUAAGGUGACUGUCCUACUGAUAAGACACAAAUGACACAAUGCUGUCACAGGCAGUAAUAGCGUUGACUUUUGUAGUUGGUGUCCAGUCAACAACGACCACUACCACAGUAAAUCCACUUGCGAAUAAAACAGUGUGCUAUGAUCAUGUCGGCUGUUUCAACAACCUCCCUCCAUUUGACAACGCUGCCUUUGACUUGCCACUAUCUCCAAAUCAGAUAGGGACACAGUUUUUGCUAUUUACUCGAAGAAAUAAAAACAAUGCAGAUACACUGGACUAUGUAUCCCAGACCUCUGUGCAUAAUUCUCAUUACAUGAGCACUCAGAAGACGAAGUUCAUAAUCCAUGGAUUUGCUAAUUCAGUUAAAACCGUAUGGUUAUAUGCUAUGAAAGAUGCUUUUCUUACAAAGGGGGAUUUCAACAUCAUCAUUGUAGCAUGGGGUAAAGGAGCUGUCCCACCACAUUAUAACCAGGCAGUCUCCAAUACCAGAAUGGUGGGAACUCAAACUAGGCUCAUCAUUAAGAAACUGGUUCAGGCAGGAGGCAGUUUAGAUGAUAUUCACAUCAUAGGCCACAGCUUAGGGGCUCACACUGCGGGCUCAGCUGGCAGGCAAUUGCACGGCAAAGUUGGCAGAAUCACUGGGCUUGAUCCAGCUGAGCCAGAUUUUGAAAACCACCCAGCUGGUGUCAGACUGGAUCCAACUGACGCAAAGUUCGUCGACAUCAUUCACACAAAUGGCGCACCCAUAAGAAGAGGUGGGGCUGGGUUAAUGCAGGUUUCAGGGCAUGUGGAUUUCUAUGUAAAUGGAGGAAAAUCCCAACCAGGAUGUCCAAACUUGGUAGCAGGGGCUUUUCAACAACUUUUCAAUCACAAUGUCUCUGGUGCUGUUCUAGCUGCAUCUUGCAGUCAUGGACGUGCUCACGAAUAUUUUACGGAAUCCAUAUUAACGAACUGUCCCUUUACGGCAUACCCAUGUGAAAGCUACGAGAAGUUUACUGCUGGCGGAUGUAUGACUUGUGGUUCCAGUGGAUGCUCUCAGCUUGGUUUAAGCGCAGAGAAAAAUACAGGGCGCGGGAAAAUGUAUCUCAACACUCAAAUCAAAACCACCGCACCAUUCUGUGGCUACCAUUAUCUUAUCAAAACGGUUUAUGGAACAGAGGAUUCCAUUGGUCAGAUAAUGGUCACGAUGCAUGAUGCAACUGGACACACACAACAAAUUGCCAUUACAAAUCCUGGAGCACACUUGAGAGCUGGGAUGCCUCACACUCAGGUUGUUGUUCUAGCAAGUAGAUUCACAGACAUAACAUCGAUAGAUGUACUCUAUCAUAAGAAGAUCGGCUUCCUGUUUGGAAGGGGAGGGAAGAGCCAAAUAACAUUAACGUCAGUGUCUGUCGAGGAAAUUCAGACUAGAAAUAGGUACACUUUCUGUAUGAGAGGAAUUAACCUACCAGACGGGGUAUCUGUCAGUAGCAUGCACCUAUCCUCUACGUCUACGUCGGGAGAUGUCACCCUCAGCAAAAACACAACUCAUGAUCUCAUGACAACCACCCCUACAUCUUUAAACUCAACAACUCACAGGCCAAACCCGUAUGCAAAUAAAACUAGAUGUUUUCCAUAUGUUGGUUGCUUUGACAAUUUCCCUCCGUUCGAUAAUACUGAUUUAGACUUGCCUCGAUCUCCUGAACAAAUCGGUACAGAAUUUUUACUCUUCACGAGAAGAAACUGGAAUAACUCUCAGCAUCUGAAUUACACAUCGCUGUCCUCCGUAACAAACUCAUUUUACAAAGGUAUCCUCAAAACAAAAAUUAUAAUUCACGGAUUCACUAAUUCCAUCAAGACAAAAUGGCUGUACGUAAUGAAAGAUGCUCUUCUCAAGAAGGGAGAUUUUAAUGUUAUUGUCGUGGCAUGGGGAAGAGGAGCCACAGCACCUAACUACAACCAGGCUGCGUCUAAUACCCGAAUGGUGGGGACUCAGCUUCGCCUUAUCGUUGACAUGUUGGUAAGAGCAGGUGGUAAAGUGAGCGACAUGCAUCUGAUUGGUCACAGUCUUGGCGCCCAUACAGCAGGUUACACAGGACGACUUCUGCAUGGCAGAGUGGGCAGGAUAACGGGUAUGGAUCCUGCAGAACCCGACUUUGAACAUCUCUCUGCUGGAAUUCGAUUGGAUCCUAACGAUGCCAACUUUGUUGACGUCAUUCAUACAAAUGGUGCGCCAUUCAGCAAGCUUGGUUACGGUCUUAUGCAAGUUUCAGGUCAUGUGGAUUUCUUCGUUAAUGGAGGUGAAAAGCAAACCGGAUGUCCAAAUCAAAUUGGUGGACUAUUCAGCACAAUUUUUACCUUUAAUACUUCAGCCAUUGGAGAGGCUAUUGCUUGUAGCCAUGGUCGUUCUCAUGUGUACUUCACAGAGUCCAUUUUGACGGAUUGUCCAUUUACAGCUUAUCCAUGUGACAAUUACGAAAAUUUUACUCAUGGCGAGUGUAUGACGUGCGGGGCCAGGGGCUGCUCGGAGUUAGGUUAUUAUGCGGAUCAGUAUUCAGCGAGGGGCAAAAUGUACCUCAUGACUGUGGAUAGAAAUCAUGGGCCAUUCUGUGGUUUUCACUAUGUAAUUAAAUAUGAUCUUGGGACAACAGACACGUAUGGUACUCUCUCUAUCACACUGAACGGGGCAUUUGGUAGCAGUCAUUCCAUCGCCCUUACGGAGAAAGAUGCUCACCUGAAGACGAAUGGUGUAUCCACAAAAGUUGUGGCGGUGCCUUCCGAGGUCGGAGAAGUGAUGUCUGUAGACGUACUCUAUAAGAAAAAGAAAGGAGGCUGGUUUGGUUGGGGAGCUGGCGCUGAUGAUAUUAAUGUUUUGUCCGUGUCUGUUAUGUCAGGAGAACUGGGCAUCAGUUCUUCCUUUUGCGUGCGUAAAUUGGUACAUGACGGAACCAGUGUCAGAAUUCCAAAACAAGUCGCCCCCGUAUGCUAAGGUUUAAGUGGUCCUCACGUCUCUCCAGAACCCAGUCUAAGAAUGUGCAACG
Molecule: messenger RNA, 3019 nt
Organism: Saccostrea echinata
Lineage: Eukaryota; Metazoa; Mollusca; Bivalvia; Ostreida; Ostreidae
Exons: 17
Coding region: 40-2967 (975 amino acids)
Biological process (GO): lipid metabolic process
Molecular function (GO): lipase activity; protein binding
Source: RefSeq, a predicted model, not a curated record